Molecule: messenger RNA, 8143 nt
Organism: Zeugodacus cucurbitae (melon fly)
Lineage: Eukaryota; Metazoa; Arthropoda; Insecta; Diptera; Tephritidae
Gene: PIP4K
Product: phosphatidylinositol 5-phosphate 4-kinase type-2 alpha
Exons: 10
Coding region: 320-1534 (404 amino acids)
Biological process (GO): phosphatidylinositol metabolic process
Molecular function (GO): phosphatidylinositol kinase activity
Source: RefSeq, a predicted model, not a curated record
AUCUACAUAGCGACUGCCAUAGUUGAAAUAAUAUUUAAGUGUCGAUGUCGUUAGUAAUUAUAAAUUGAAUUAAUUGUUAUAAUAGAAAUUAAAUUGAAAUAAUAUCAAGGAGAGAAAUAAUAAAAGAAGAAUUGUGUAUAAGAUUUACGUAUGGUUCAUCCCUCGACAUUUUCCAUACGCAUACUUCUUUCCUACGGUUUGCACUGAACAAGAAAGGUUUUGUACAAGCAAAUUUCUGAUGUCUAACUUUUAAGAAAAGAAGAAGAAGUAUAGCUAAAACUCAUUUAACAAUCGUUGAAACAGACAGUAUUUAUAUAAUAUGGACAAGAAAAUGUCGUCGUCAUCGCAGCCGCGUAUAUUAAAAAAGAAACAUUUUCGUGUAAAGCAUCAAAAAGUGAAACUUUUUCGAGCCAACGAACCGAUUCUGAGCGUUUUUAUGUGGGGCAUUAAUCACACGAUAAAUGAGCUAAGUCAUGUUAAUAUACCUGUAAUGCUUUUGCCAGAUGAUUUUCGUGCAUACUCCAAAAUCAAAGUUGAUAAUCAUCUCUUCAAUAAAGAAAAUAUGCCGUCACACUUCAAAGUCAAAGAAUACUGUCCCUUAGUAUUUCGAAACUUGCGUGAAAGAUUCAGCGUCGAUGAUGUUGACUACCGCGAGUCCUUAACUCGUUCACAGCCAAUACGUAUUGAGUCGUCGGGUAAAUCAGGUGCACAAUUUUACCAAAGUUAUAAUAAAUUUUUUAUAAUAAAGAGCUUGACAUCGGAGGAGAUCGAACGUAUGCACGCGUUUUUAAAACAAUAUCACCCAUAUGUUGUUGAAAAGCAUGGCAAGACUCUUUUACCACAAUAUUUGGGAAUGUACAGAAUAACGGUUGAGAGCGGUCAACAUUAUUUUGUAGUUAUGCGCAAUGUAUUUAGUUCCCAUCUAACCAUACACAAAAAAUUCGACUUGAAAGGUAGUACCGUUGAUCGCGAAGCGUCGGAAAAGGAGUUAGAAAAGUCUUUACCUACUUAUAAAGACAAUGACUUUAUAAAGCAAAAAGUCAAAAUUGAAAUUGGGGAGGAAGCCAAAAAGAAAUUAUUGAACACAUUGUCAAGUGAUGUUGAUCUCCUCACAAAGCUGCACAUAAUGGAUUAUUCGCUCUUAGUUGGCAUACAUGACUGCGUUCGUGCUGAAGAGGAAGCAUUGCAGGGCGAAAACUCUCAAGCGACCGGACGCAGUGAAAACAGCGAAAGCGAGGAAUGUGAUAGCGGAGAAAGAUGGACUUACAAUACACCCCCUGAUUCACCACGCGGCGCACAAUACAAAGAAGUGGUCUAUGAAGUUGAUAUCUAUGCCAUUCCAAGCAUUGAAGAACGGCGAGAAAUAUAUUUUAUUGCCAUUAUUGAUGUAUUAACACAGUAUGGUGUGAAAAAACAGGCCGCCAAAGCAGCUAAGACUGUUAAGUAUGGAAGUAAUGUCGAUGGAAUUUCUACUUGUGAUCCGGAACAAUAUGCCAAAAGAUUUCUAGACUUCAUGGAUAAAGCAAUCGAGUAAUUCAUUGCUGCGUUGUGCGCGUAUACUGGUGCCCAUGUUUUGAAAAUUAGCUGUGUGAACUGAAAUAUACUAUAUAUGGUUAUUAGGAAUCGUCGACAUACGCAUACACCAUGAUAGUUUCUUAUAUGUAGUUACCCUAUUAUUAAUGAUAUUCGACAAUUUAGUUUUGAAUUAGUCCUUUAGUGGAUUUGCCAUUUUGUAGUUUUUUAUUUUUCUUAUAAUUUCAACUUUCCACAACACGACCUAAGCGUGAAACGUAUACCAUCGAAGUAUGCGAAAACGCAACAUUAUUGGUUUGACACCCAAAAACAAGUUUCGCUUUUUAUACCUUUACCACAGUUUAAAGAAAUAAUUACAUUCCAUUGAUUUGACGAUCUGACGAUUUAAUCUUUAAGCUGGCUGUCAACGAGCCGCUGCUUUAAGCACAAGUUGUGCCUAUGACGGUUUUUCAACUAAUUUAAAUAUUAUCUCAUCAUAUUUUCAAUUGAAUUUAAUUUCAUUUUCAUUAUCAAUAAUAUUCAUUUUAUGUUUCCACAUGUAUGGAUCACCGUAUUCAUCCUCUUACAUUAGUAUUUUCUUUUUAAAAACAUUUAUUUCCAAUUAACAUCAUUAGUUUCAAUAUAGAAGACGCGAAUAUCUAUAUAUUGGAGGCGAUUAUUUAUACGAAUGCAUAUCUGUAUUUCGAUUGUAUUGCGGUUCUGACUUUUUUCUAAAAACUAAUUUUAACUAAGCGAUUCCUUGCAAACCAAUAUUUACGUUUAUAUUGUGUAAGCAAGGUGUCAGCAAUCUGUCUUGACAAAUUCAGGUAGGUUGCUUUGAAAACCAUGCCAAGAUAAUCGAGGUGAAGAAUACUCGAAUCCAAGAAAACUAAAAGUCUGUUUCAUGACUAAACUUCUAAUAUUGUUUAUGUGCAUAUGCAUGAAGAGAAAUAUAUUGAUAGUUUUAUUAUUAUUUUCGUGAGAUUUCUGCUUGAGAUAACUUUUGGUUUCACACACAUUAACACAUAUAAACACCAAGUUACAUACUUGGAAGGAAAAUUAGAAAAACAAACAAGUUAAUUUAUAAUUUGUUCCAAUUCACACGUUUUAUGUAAUAUCUUUUGUACAUUUUUGAAUCUACAAAUUUUUGAAUUGAACAUAUCUAAAGAAAAUGGCUUGAAACAACAUAAUACCUGUUUACUUAUUUCUGUCAUUAUCUGUUUACAAACAAAAUGAAAUAAUAAAACUAUGAAUUUGAAUUUGGCCACCUUCAAAAGGUUUAGCAUCAAAUUAUUUUCAUUGACAUUAACUGUGGAACACAAUUCAUGAAUACUUUAAUAUACAUAAAUUUAUAUAACUGUAAAAUUUACUGGAGUAUGUUUGAGAUUUGUAUGGAUUGGAGUGUCAGUCAUAGUUUUUUUUUUUUGCAGAAAUAUUACUGGGCAUAUUUUUCGAUCAACGAAAUAUACUUUUGAUCUAAUUAUUUUUAUUUUUUGUACAAUGCUUAAUAAAUAAAUAUUGAUGCAUUAUAUAUAUACAAAUAUAUAUAUAUAUGUGUAUAUAUGUACAUAUAUAUGUAUAUGAUAUAUGUACAUACACUAAUUUUAAUAAACUGAUAAGCCUGUGUUUUUUAUCAACAGUUUUAAUUUUACUUAAUAUUAAUUGAAUAUUAGAACAAGAUAAGAUUCUUGAUUCAGCUAUAAACAGUGAUACUGACGGUGACUUUGGUAUUGUUGUCAACGACGCUAUUUGGUAAACAACAGAGAAUCCAUAGGCAUAUACAUACCUAAUUGUUUAUUUUAGUACGUAAAUAAAAAUAACAUGUAAGGAAGGGCUAAGUUCGGGUGUAACCGAACAUUUUAUACUCUCGCAAUUUAUUUAUAUUAUAUAAUACACACUUUGACCCACAUAUUCGUCAUAUAUAUUGUAUAAAGUCCAUUGAAAGGUGAUAACCUUAAUAUUAGGUUAGAAGCACCGAGGUCCUCGUGUUCGAUAUAUGGGGCCUUAAAAACCUAUGGUCCGAUUUCGGCGAUUUUUAGAAUGGGGCUGCCACACUAUUAACAUAGUAUUUGUGCAAAGUCCGAUAUCUUCACUAGUUCUUACUUUAUAUAUUGUAAAGCAAAGGAUUCAGAUCGUCUUCAAAGUUCUGGUAUAUAGGAAGUAGGCGUGGUUGUGAAGCGAUUUGGCCUAUUUUCAUAACAUAUCAUUGGGAUGUAAGGAAACUAUUACAAACCAAGUUUCAUUGAAAUCGGUCGAGUAGUUCCUGAGAUAUGGUUUUUGACCCAUAAGUGGGCGACGCCACGCCCAUUUUCCAUUUUGUAAAAAAAUCUGAGUGCAGCUUUCAUCUGCCAUUUCUUAUGUGAAAUGUUCGUAAUGAGUUAACCCUCUUUUAGAAAUUUUCAACCUAACCUUUGUAUGGGAGGUAGGCGUGGUUAUUAUCCGAUUUCUUUCAUUUUUGGACUGUAUUAGGAAGUGGCUAAAAAAACGACUGCAGAAAGUUUGGUUUACAUAGCUCUAUUGGUUUGCGAGAUAUGUACAAAAAACUUAGUAGGGGGCGGGACCAUGCCCACUUCCCCAAAAAAAUUACAUCCAAAUAUGCCGCUUCAUAGUGCGAUCCUUCAUACCAAAUUUUAUUUCCAUAGUUUUAUUUAUGGUUUAGUUAUGGCACUUUAUGUGUUUUCGGUUUUCGCCAUUUUGUGGGCGUGGCAGCGGUCCGAUUUUGCUCAUUUUUGAAAGCAACCUUCCUAUGGUGCCAAGUUUCAUCAAGAUAUCUUAAUUUUUACUCAAGUUACAGCUUGCACAGACGGACGGACGGACAGACAGAGCACAGUUUUGUCCGAUAAACACGUUAUAAAGUUAUCAAGGUAUUCAGCGCAUAUGGGCUUGCGAAGGUAUGAAUCCUACUUCAUAUGAAGGAGAAUAAGAAAUAAUGAGAACCCCUCUAAUUAGUUAUAACGGACAAGUAGGGUUCUGAUAAUCUUGAAGAGGCUGCUGAAAACCCACGUAAUAUGCAUUUAAAGUACUUUCUAAAGGGUGAUUUUUUAAGAGCUUGAUAACUUAACGCAUAAAAUUUGCAAAAUCUCAUCGGUUCUUUAUUUGAAACGUUAGAUUGGUUCAUGACAUUUACUUUUUGAAGAUAAUUUCAUUUAAAUGUUGACCGCGGCUGCGUCUUAGGUGGUCCAUUCGGAAAGUCCAAUUUUGGGCAACUUUUUCGAGCAUUUCGGCCGGAAUAGCCCGAAUUUCUUCGGAAAUGUUGUCUUCCAAAGCUGGAAUAGUUGCUGGCUUAUUUCUGUAGACUUUAGACUUGACGUAGCCCCACAAAAAAUAGUCUAAAGGCGUUAAAUCGCAUGAUCUUGGUGGCCAACUUACGGGUCCAUUUCUUGAGAUGAAUUGUUCUCCGAAGUUUUCCCUCAAAAUGGCCAUAGAAUCGCGAGCUGUGUGGCAUGUAGCGCCAUCUUGUUGAAACCACAUGUCAACCAAGUUCAGUUCUUCCAUUUUUGGCAACAAAAAGUUUGUUAGCAUCGAACGAUAGCGAUCGCCAUUCACCGUAACGUUGCGUCCAACAGCAUCUUUGAAAAAAUACGGUCCAAUGAUUCCACCAGCGUACAAACCACACCAAACAGUGCAUUUUUCGGGAUGCAUGGGCAGUUCUUGAACGGCUUCUGGUUGCUCUUCACCCCAAAUGCGGCAAUUUUGCUUAUUUACGUAGCCAUUCAACCAGAAAUGAGCCUCAUCGCUGAACAAAAUUUGUCGAUAAAAAAGCGGAUUUUCUGCCAACUUUUCUAGGGCCCAUUCACUGAAAAUUCGACGUUGUGGCAGAUCGUUCGGCUUCAGUUCAUGAAAUGUCAAAGCAUACUGAGCAUCUUUCUCUUUGACACCAUGUCUGAAAUCCCACGUGAUCUGUCAAAUACUAAUGCAUGAAAAUCCUAACCUCAAAAAAAUCACCCGUUAUGUUGAAGCGGUUUUUGUUAGUUAUACAUUUUUUGUAUAUUUAUUAUUAGGUCUACAACUUUGUUUCCGCCGUUUUCCAAUUGAUGUCUCUAGAGUCAAGCAUUGGACGAUUAAAUCGAUCUUGGACAUUUGUGUUAACAUUAACCCAACAAAAUAUUUGUAGAGAUCUGUUUGCAUCUGAAACUUAUUCUCAAAACUGAAAAUGUCACUUUUUGAGCCGAAUUCUCGACAUUUGCAUGGAAUACGCAUGCUACCAAAAAGAUGGUCGAAAGUAGUAGCUAGCGACGGCCAAUAUUGUGAAUAACAUUUUUGUAACCGUUUUUAUACAAAAAAAGCCUUAAAUUUACAAAAAAAAAAACGGUGGAAGCAAAGUUGUAGACCUAAUAUUAUUAAUUUUUUAGUAUAUUUUAUUAAAAUGAAAUAUAUUUUAUAAUUAAUAUGAUUAAAUUUUAUUAAAGUGAAAUACUUACUAUGUGUAGCUUGUGUUUUUGGGGUCGCUGAAUCCGAAUCCGAGGGCCAUUUAGCCCCAUCAAAUCAGUGUUUCGACAUAACCUCAAAAAACAGUAUGGAUAGCGUUUUUUCAAAUGCAUCAGGUUUGGUUUAAACACGUUACUCGGAGGUUUUUAGGGUCACGGAUUACGAAACAGAUGUCAAUUUUUAAAAUGCAAAAGGCGGCUCCAAUAUGGCGGAUGCUUUUUUGAAUAAUUCAUCGGAUUCGCUUGAAACUUGUCGGUAAUUACGAAUUCGACGUCACUUUUCAAAAAUUCAAAAUAGGGAAUUUUAAAAAUAAAUUCAUAUUCAAAAAUCAAUACCUAUCAAUAAUCUGAUGGUCAUACCCACUUAUUUGGUGUGGCUGUGUAAUUUAAAACUCGUAUAAUUUUUUAGGUGAUUUUUGUUUUAAGGAAUGUACGCAUAUAAAAGAGGAAGACUGUAUUGAAAUACAAACUUGCAUCCAACAUAAAAAAGAUAGAUAAAGUUAUUUUUGUUAUAACUUAUAUAUUUGUUUCAUUUUAGACAAUAAAUAAUGAAAAUAUUAAGUGCCAGCUAUUGAAUACAACAUGUUCCAAUGAACUGAUGAUUGUACUGCUUGAGGAUUUUCACUAAAUGAAUAAAAAGAAAUAUAAUUAAAAUCUAAGCGGAUAAUUAUUUUUUUAAUUAUAAUUACAACAAAACGGUUAACUUGAUACCGUGGCCUUGCUAAUUGAGCGCUCUGUGUAGAGUUCUUCAUAUUUUCAAAACGUUCACGUAUGCUAUAAUUUUUGAUUCUAUAUUAAAUAACUGUGUUUGAUUUUUCAAAUUUAAACUCACGUUUUUGUGCUUUCGAUAUUUGAGGAAUCGGAUACUUCAUUAGAAUAGAUGUCAAUACGGCCUUCAUUUAGUUCGCGCUCUCUCUCAUUGGCCUCCCACUUUUCGAAUUUCACACGUAGCUGUUUAGCACGUGCUGCUGCUUUUGCCUGUGACGAACACAUGUGGUACAUAGUAAUUUCAAAUAUAUAUUAUAUAUAGACAUAUUUUACCUCCUUGAGUGCCUCGUCAUCCAGCGAGCACUUGUAAUGUCCCCCUGAUGAGUCGUAAUCUUCAUCUUCAUCAUCCUCUUCCUCGAAUUCUUCAUUUUCAUCUUGUGAUUCUACGUCGCUGCUGUCGUCAUCGCUAUACACACGAUUACCACCAUCUAGCGGCGGUGUAAAACAUUUCAGCGGUCGGGGACCAGCCUGUUGGUCACCACUAUUCUGUUCCAUUUCACGAAACUUGUUCAACAUAAUGGCAGUAGUGUGAGAUUUCUCUAAUGCGUGAGUUUCUUCCUCUGGCCUAUCAGCAUGAUUUGUCUCUUCUUCCGUUUCCGCAUCUGGCGUUGGCAUUUUCACAACUCCCUCCCUUGGCGGAGUAAUACGAAACUCUUUCUUUUUUUGUUCGGUUGGACGAUACGUUUCAAAAAAUUUAAAUUUUGAACUGAUUUCUGAGGUUUCGAUUUUUAUAUCCUCUGGUUUCUCAUCAUACUUGACGAUGUCCUGUUUGUGGUUAAACAAAUACAGUUAUAAGCGAAUAAAGUUAUUAAAUGCAAACAGUUAGAACGACUGACUUCCUAAACAUCCGUAUGCAACAUUUUUAUGCCGUAUGAAUAUACACUCGAUACUUUGCAACCUUGCUUGUUUUAAACUAAAUAUAAAUAAACUUUGUAACACUUGUACAUUAGGCACAUCUCUAAUGCGCAAAAAAAGGACAAACAAAAUAUUUUGUUAGAAACGUGUAUUGAAUUUAACAAUUGCAUCAACAAUGUUAGUGAUGCGCGGAUUGCUUUUUUGGGCAUUUAUCUCGCAGGUUUGCCAUUAGGAAUACGAUACAUACGAUCAAAGUUUGUGCAACUGCAUUUGGUAAUGUGAUACUUUGUUCGAAUGCACCGCAAAAUACAUUUAGGAAGUCAUGCUAAAAUAGCUUAUGUUAGCUUACAAAGUCAAACUUUUUGGAGACUGAUUUUUCUAGAUAUCAAAAGGUCUAACGUCUGGCUCCUUUUUCUCUUACCUCAGGUUCAUUUUCGCUAUUCUGUCCUCUGGUGUUAUAUGUGUGCUGUUUAUUGGGUUGUGGAUUUGGCAAUUUUGGUGAGUUCAAUUGUUUUCUGUCAGCAACAACAUUCGCAUCCAAUUCCAUAAAUAUACUCCGUGAUUUUUUACUAAUCGCUGAA